Molecule: messenger RNA, 6133 nt
Organism: Epinephelus moara (kelp grouper)
Lineage: Eukaryota; Metazoa; Chordata; Actinopteri; Perciformes; Serranidae
Product: cytochrome P450 2K1-like
Exons: 9
Coding region: 4251-5777 (508 amino acids)
Biological process (GO): xenobiotic metabolic process
Cellular component (GO): intracellular membrane-bounded organelle; cytoplasm
Molecular function (GO): iron ion binding; oxidoreductase activity, acting on paired donors, with incorporation or reduction of molecular oxygen, reduced flavin or flavoprotein as one donor, and incorporation of one atom of oxygen; heme binding
Source: RefSeq, a predicted model, not a curated record
CAAAGCCAUGAAACUCACCGAGUGGUCAGUGGUGUUCGUUGAUGUUCAGACAUAAAAAUUGUAGCAAACUGUGGUUUCCAUCCGUGUUUUUGCUAUUCGUCUCAAUUGUGGAACUAUUUUUUCAGCUGCCUCACACCCGUUUGACCCUGAAGCGUUAUACACUCCAGCCCACUUGAUGGUGAUAAUGCUCCUUUACGUGGGUGUCACCAACCGGCAGGAAACCAUUGCAAUGUAAUGGGACACAGAGAAGAAGCAGAAGAAGAAGGUUGGCGUUGUGUUCAAAGGCAUUGUACUGCGAAGGUUGUUUACAAGCGAGUAGUCCAUUGUGCCGUUACUUAUUACAAAACUUUUUCGUUCUUCCUCCAGGAGCACGCACAACACUGUCGAGCCGGCACUUUCACUGAGCUAAAAGACUACAAUGACUACAACCUUGUCAUAAACAACCCCCUUUCCGUUUCCGGUGGCAGAUUACUACCAACGGACAAUGAGGCUUUUAUAGAAAACCAAUGGAUUAGACAAAAUGUCAAAUAAAUCAUCACGGAAACCACAGUUUGCUACGAUUUUUAUGUCAGAACAUCAACGAACACCACUGAACACUUGGUGAGUUUCAUGGCUUUGAAAACGAACGUUUAGGGUGGUUUUAGGACAGGUUCACACAUGGCCAUAGGCAGCACUGUGAAGCCAGGCAGGGGAAAGCCAAAUUCUCCAAAAAUGAGCAAUCGUCACUAUUUUGGUCUUAGCCACUCUAUUUCAUCAUAAACAAUCCAGAAAUGGGGCUCAAAAUGCAAAAUAUCAGACUUCUCCUUUAAGGUAUCAUGUCAACACUAUGAUGGCCGGCUUUUCAAAAGUAGCCUUUUAGAACAAUUAUAAACACUUUUGACUUUGAGUGAACAAGUGUUGAGGUCAAUGCAAUUUAACAUGGUAAAUAAGUCCAAUACCACUGAUGAAAUCAAGAAUAUGUAUGUUAAACUGCUGCUUUAAUUUCAGGUUUCAUACUGAUUUGUAGAGCACAAUGUUAUACAAAAGCAAAUCAGGAAGGCUUGUGUCCCAGCAAUGGACAGAGCAAAAGCUUUGAAAAAGCUAUUUUGUUACUUGUAGUGCAGACUGCUGAUGUAAUAUUUUGUAUUGUUUGAAUAAUCCUCAAUAUCUACACAGUAAACAUCCACAAUAAAGUUUAAAAUGUUGCACCGAUCCAUGUGUCAGACAGGAGCUCCAGCUGAACCUCACUUAUGAACAAGACCCUGAGAUAACUGAAGUCCAUUAUUUGGUGCAGAAAACUUCCUCUCAUCCUGACCCAUCAUACUAUAGCCACAGACUUUGAUGUGUCCAACUAUUUCACACUCGACUGCUAACUGACUGGACUGUGUGCUGAAGGUCACAGUUUGAUGAAACCAACAGAAACACCUGACAAAAAGCACAGACGCAACACUAAAUGUAGGGAUUCUUUCCUUGAAAUUAAACUUCCGUGGUUUCCUCUGCCGCUGCAAGUGAUGAUGCUCAACACUGAGUAUGUUUACAUGAACACUAAUAUUCCACUAAUAUUCCAAAUAUGACAUUAUUUGCAUGGAUAUUCCAUGCACCCAGAGUUAUUUUGUGAGAUGUGUUUUAAGAUCAACUCAGUUAUAAGAGUCAAACCUACAAUUUCUUGGAUAAAACAAAAUCAGAGACAAUAACCAACCAAACUCACCAACAAUGUGCUCACAUUUGAGAAGCUUUGUUGUGAAUAAUUAAGAUUCAAAAUCUAACAGUUACUGACGUUUUAGUAUUGAUCUGGUCAGAUUUCACCAAAUUUACAGCUAUAGUUUGGUUCAAUAUCUGAUGUUUUUUCAGCUCUGGUUUGGAUCUAAAUUUUCUGAUAUUAAAACCCCAAUUUGGUUUGAAGUUUGGUGUUUUAGCCCUGCGUGAAAGGUGACUGCUGGAGGCUGGUGAAGAAGAUGAAGAGCUCACUAACUGACAGGACAAGCAAUGAGUAACCUUUCCUUGACAAACUUUUCAAGUGUGUGUAAAAAUGUCUUUAGUGAAGUAGAUGGAGACAGUUUUAAUUUCAGAAUACAUACAACUUAUUUACUCUUAUUACAGAGAUAAUGCUGGAUGAAAGGUGACAGAACAAAGCUUCAGCCCUCUAUAAAACCUAUGAUGACCUUUGCCCUUAAUGUAUUUGAAUCACUGGGGUAAGUUAUACAUUUUAUUCAGUAAAGUUUAUUAUGUACAAGGGUUUACAAUAAAAAAAAAUACACAAAUAAUGGUGACUUUAUGUAAAUACAUGCAGUUUUGUUGUUUGUACACAGGGCGGCGCACUAGUGCAGGAAAAUGCAGGUAAUAUAGGCAAGGCGCAGGUGAUGAGCAGCAGGUGUGUGACAGGGUAAGCAAACCGGUUUUUGACCGUGUUAACAGCAUGAAGAGUUUGUUGCGUGGAAACUGGAACUGAUGGAUGGAAACUUGGACACAGAACUAUUGAAUGGACACUAACCUGUGGUUGACUCAGAAACUGUGGAGAUUAACAUAUGUUAUACUUGUGUAGUUGAGCACGAUUGAAAAUAAAUGGGUCAUUGCACUCAAAGAAACCAGAUGAAUUGGUGAACAUGCACCCGAAAAGUUCUCCCUUUUCACCCCUCAGAGACAUUAAAUGUAACGUUUAUUAUUGAAAGACUCUACAGCUCCAUUUAGCAGAGGGCAAACUAUUAGCAACAUUUUCUCCAACUCUGAAAUGCUUUGCUGAUAUUGGUGCGUGUUUUACAUUGUUUAUUGUCAGACUCUCUUUUAGACUCCCUUUUUGAUAAGUCCAUCUGGUCUCUAGUUAUGUAUCCACGCUCAGCGACAGCCCCGGUCAGAGGCAUCAUAUUCUUGGGUUGUCCAUCCUUCUAUCCAUCCAUCUGUCCAUCAGUCUCAAUCUUGUCAAGAUGAUAUCUCAAAAGCACCUUGAAGGCAUUUCUUCAAAUUUGGCACAAACGUCCACUUGGAUUCAAGGAUGAAACGGAUUCUGGUGGUCAAAGUCAAAGGUCACUGUGACCUCACAAAAACAUGUAUUAGUCCAUAACUGAGGAAUUCAUACGCUAAUUAUCACAAAAUGUCACACAAAUGUCCAAUAGAAUGAAAUGAUGAAGCAAUGACAUUUUAUAUCAGAAAGGUCAAAGGUCAGAUCAUUGUGACAUGAUAAUGUCCUGCAAAAACACUUUUCUGCCAUUACUCAAUGUCAUAGCUCAGGAACAGAAGGGGUGACAUUUGAUUGGAUACUGAAUUUGUGACACUAAUCCUGGGUGUUGCCGGGUUAAAGAUGUGUGUGAAGGGGCGUCGGUGGCUUAGUGGAUAGAGCAGGCGCCCCAUGUACAAGGCUGUUGCCGCAGCGGCCUGGGUUUGACUCCAGCCUGUGGCCCUUUGCUGCAUGUCACUCCCUCUUUCUCUCCCCCUUUCACACUUCACUAUCCUAUCAAUUAAAGGCAAAAAUGCCCUAAAAAAAAAUCUUAAAAAAAAAAAAAGAUGUGUGUGAAGCAGCCAUGUUUUUAAAUAUGGUGCUCCUUUGCAAAUGCAUCCAUUUUUAAAGUAUUGUCAAUUAUCAUGGCUACAUAUGAGUCUGAACAGAAAGGGGUGUACACUGUAACAGCAACGUGACCGGUUUGUUUGUGGAGCCAUGCGACUGUGAGGUGCCUGAGUAUUGGAACACAAGCACAGAGAGAACAUACAAACUCAAAAUAGAAAAUCCUAGCGUCAAUAAUCAAACUGAAACACUUUAAGGGUGAACAGAUUAUACAUGAACCAUGACUCUAAAUCAAUCAUUUGUCCAUUUUUUAAGCCAAACCUAUGUCUGUGCCUCCAUUUAAUGAUUCCCUUUCAUAACACACACAGACUUCUUUUUUGGAUGACCCCCUCUCCAUCAAUAGUUAGCCUCCUUAAACUGUUGUUAGAUUCCUUAGCUCCAGGAUUUGCCAUGAAAAACAAGUAACAGAGACUAACCUAACGGUUAAACAUUAGAACCACACACACGUAUGAUAAAUAGAUGCUUUGCAAAACACGAUAUAAAACUACUGUAAAUCUGUAACUGCUGUAUAAUAAAUAACACUGACCUGUAAAUACCAAACAGUAAUUUGUGGGAGGUUUUGAGGGUGUCCCCUCCCCUUGGGCUGUGCCUAUUCUCCACUUGGAGCCACAAAAGGCUUCGUACCCAAACAUUCACAUAGCUAAAGACUCUGGAUGGAAACUGAUGCUGACAGUGCAGUAGGCCUAUAGCAACUGAAGGAUACAUUUUUUAAGUCAUGGAGAUAUUCGAUGUAUUUCUCCAGUCUUCCAGUUCUGUCUCCUUGUUCGGGGCUCUGGUGGUCCUGCUCCUUGUCUAUUUCUUUUCCUCCUCUAGCUUCAGCUCCGAAGAGGACAGGAAGGAACCUCCAGGACCAAAACCUCUUCCGCUGCUUGGUAAUCUGUUGCAACUGGACCUCAAGAGACUCCACAAUGCACUUCUGAAGCUUUCCAAGAACUAUGGAUCAGUGUUCACCAUCUAUCUGGGACCAAAGAAAGUGAUGGUCCUAGCAGGAUACAAGACAGUGAAGGAGGCACUUGUGGACUACGCUGAUGAGUUUGGUGAAAGAGAUCCAUCGUUAAUACAGCUUGAAAUUUACCGUGACCACGGGGUCAUACAGUCAAACGGUGAAUUGUGGAAAGAGAUGAGGCGCUUUGCCUUAACUAACCUCAGAGACUUUGGGAUGGGCAAGAGUGCAUGUGAGGACAAAAUCAUCGAGGAAACUGGCUACCUCAUUGAAGUGUUUAAGAAAUUUAAAGGAGAAGCUUUCGAUACGACCUCAUCGAUAAACUGUGCAGUCUCUAAUAUCAUCUGCUCCAUUGUUUAUGGCAGCAGAUUUGAAUACGAUGACCCAAAGUUUACAUCCAUGGUAGCUCGAACAAACAAAAGAAUUCAACUUUUGGGCUCCCCAUCGAUACAGAUGUACAACCUGUUCCCGUGGAUCUUCAAAUGGGCCGGUAACAGAAGGGAAAUCCAACAGAUCAUCGCCUUCACUAAAAAAAUUAACUUAGAGCUAUUUAGUCGUUUGAAAGAGACCCUCAAUCCACAGAUGUGCAGAGGCUUUGUGGACGCCUUUCUGGCCCGAAUGCAAAUUCUGGAGGGAGGGAAAUGCGAAUCUGGGAUUAUGAACAGCCGCUUCAACAAUCAAAAUCUUAUGGUCACAGUAAUACAGCUGUUUGCUGCUGGCACCGAAACGACAGCGACUACUCUCAGAUGGGCACUUCUGCUUAUGGCCAAGUAUCCACAAAUACAGGACCAGGUCCAGGAGGAGCUGAGCAGGGUGAUAGGAAGUCGUCAGGUGCGGGUCAAAGACAGGAGGAACCUGCCCUUCACCAAUGCUGUCAUCCAUGAGACACAGAGACUGGCCAACAUUGUCCCCACAGUGGCUCGCAGAACCAGCCAAGAUGUCACCUUCCAGGGUCACUUCAUUAAAAAGGGGACCACGGUGUGUCCUCUCUUGGCAUCUGUCCUGUAUGAUGAGAGUGAGUGGGAGAACCCACACAGCUUUUAUCCCCCGCACUUCCUGGACAAGGAUGGGAAGUUUGUCAAGCGAGAAGCCUUCUUGCCUUUUUCUGCAGGUUGCAGGGUUUGUCUCGGCGAGAGUCUGGCCAGGAUGGAGCUCUUCAUCUUCUUCACCACCCUCUUGCAGCAAUUUCGUUUCACCCCUUCUCCUGGAGUUUCAGAGGAUGAACUGGAUCUGACUCCACGUGUGGGUUUCUCUCUCAACCCUAAACCCCAUAAACUGUGUGCUUCUUCCUGUAUGUGAGCAGCAGGGCUUGGAAAUACUGCUUGGCCUGUCAUGACUGCAAUUCAGUUAUUUUCAAGAGAGUAGAGUCUAAUAUGUACGCUGCUAUAUUCCAUGUGGUGCAACAGCACUGAAUAUGUUUGAUAUCAAUGAUGUAAUUAACAAAAAAUGAACAAAUAAUGCACACCAAAACCUGUCUUUGUAAAAAUCUGUUAAAAUAUUGUUCACUCAGUUUUUAUGUCUGCGCUUGAUUACAAAGGCAUUCUGUAGUAUCCGAUCAUUGCGUCAGCAGCUACACCCUGUUUAUAAAGUUUGUCAUUAGUGAUAAAGCACGCUGAAGCUACAAUCCAAUUCCAAAAAAGCUGGGAUGCUGUAUA